Drosophila virilis is the source of this 704-nucleotide messenger RNA. RefSeq lists its product as uncharacterized. Lineage: Eukaryota; Metazoa; Arthropoda; Insecta; Diptera; Drosophilidae. The record is from RefSeq and is a predicted model, not a curated record.
AAUUGUGCGGAAUUAAGUGAGUCGCGUUGCCUAGCCUCAACUUCAGUUCACAGAUGUGCGUUCAGGUGUGAAGUUCAGUUCAGAUAAUGUCAGUCACAUUCUUGACGCUCUUGGCCCUGUGGAGCCUGCUGCCCGCCGUGGAGAAUGCCAGCGUUUAUAUCAGCCAGGAUUUAUGGCCCGCCCUGAGGCGCCAGCCUCGUCAUGACCAAGAUUAUUUGGCUGAGCCUUUGCUCUGCGGCCGGCGCAGCAGGCAUCGCGCUGCACCAGACCAUUGGCACGGGCAUGGAUAUGGGCACGGGUAUGGACACGGGUAUGGACACGGGUAUGGGCAUGAGCCAGGUCAUGGGCGCAACUUUGGCUUUGGUUUUGCGCCCUAUCCGAUGCCAUUUGGCUUUGGCUUUGCUCCACCCGGCAAUGGCUAUCAAGAGCCCGGACCGCUCUAUAAGACACCAUUGGCGCCUUUCGAAGAUAACCAGCAGGCUUCCACUGAGCCCAACCCGAGCAGCGAAGUGCCUCCCAGCACCACGCCCAGCACCACGCCCAGCUCCACUCCAAGCACCACCACUGAGGAUCCCACUUUGGCCAUUGAUAUACGCAGUGGUCUUUAGAUAACUGCUUAGUCUUAAGCCUAAAGUUAAUGUAUGCACUUGCAGAAAAAAGAAGUGUUGUAUGACUCGAAUAGAAUACAAUUGUUUUUGAUCCUA